Molecule: messenger RNA, 2302 nt
Organism: Aspergillus wentii DTO 134E9
Lineage: Eukaryota; Fungi; Ascomycota; Eurotiomycetes; Eurotiales; Aspergillaceae
Product: putative transporter
Exons: 6
Coding region: 1-1887 (628 amino acids)
Biological process (GO): amino acid transmembrane transport
Cellular component (GO): vacuolar membrane
Molecular function (GO): amino acid transmembrane transporter activity
Source: RefSeq, a predicted model, not a curated record
AUGCAGGAUCCCUCGAAUUCAACGAUUGAGAAUCCUGGUUCCCAUGUACAGGGAAUGGGAAUUCCGGGCUCAAGUCUGCCGUUUGGAUCCAGUUUUGAUAACCACUGGAGCUCCGCGAGUCGGGAAAAUUCACCAUCCGAUUAUGUUCAAAGACAAAGAUCCAACUCAUUAUCUGCGCGUUUCCGACAAGCCGGUGGUGUGAACAGUAUUGAUAACUUUGCUCGGUCAUGGCAAAGAGCAGCAUGCUUCCCAGAAAUUCUUCCCCGAAGGGCCUCACUUGCAACUGAGUCGGACGAAGAAUGGGGUACGGUAGUAAGCGAAUACGCCGGGUCACAAAGUUCUCGACCUUUCAGACACGGAUCCGAUCCCACGAGGCCCUUGCUGGAUGGUGGUGCAGGUGCCGAAGAAGACGAUGUUUUACAUGGCUCAGAUCAAUCGAAACAGGGCCUUCCAAGCACAGGAAUUCUUGGGUCUUCAACUGAUAGGAGCCUUGGGACUUCGUAUGGUACAAUAUCUUCUCGGGUUACCGAGCGGAGGCAUGCUAUUCAGUCCCACAGGGAGCAACAAGCAGAUCUAGAUGUGCUCGGGGACCACAAUGGUGAGAAUCUACUCAUUAAGCAGGUCCAAAACCAGAACGGCACACGAGAAAGUAUUGUUGUUGGAAAAUCGACCGUGCCCCAGACAAUUUUCAACUCCGUCAAUGUUUUGAUCGGUGUCGGUCUGUUGAGCUUACCACUAGCAAUGAAGCAGGCGGGGUGGCUUCUGGGUCUAUUGUUUCUCUUCUUUGCCGCAGUGACAACCGCUUACACAGCUAAAAUUCUCGCUAGAUGUCUGGAUGUUGACCGAAGUCUUGUUACUUACGCUGAUUUGGCGUAUGUCAGUUUUGGACAUCACGCACGUUUAGUAACCAGUCUUUUAUUCUGCCUCGAACUUAUCGGGGCUUGCGUUGCUCUCGUUGUACUUUUUGCAGACAGUCUUUAUGCUCUGAUUCCGGGUCUGAGCAUUUUGCAAUGGAAAAUCAUAUGCGGUGUUAUGCUCCUUCCACUCAACUUUGCACCUUUACGGCUCUUGAGUGUGACGAGCAUCCUAGGCAUAAUAUGCUGCACAUCGAUUGUUGCUAUAAUGUGCAUUGAUGGGUUGAUUAAACCUGAUGCGCCAGGGUCUCUCCUUCAACCAGCCAAGACAUCCCUGUUUCCCGAGAAUUGGGGCACUCUACCGCUCAGUUUUGGUUUGAUCAUGUCACCCUGGGGUGGCCAUGGAGUCUUUCCCAAUAUAUACCGUGAUAUGAGACAUCCUGAGAAGUAUGGGAGAAGUCUCUGGACAACAUACAUCUUUACGUAUACACUUGACUGUGCAAUGGCUAUUAUAGGCUGGGUUAUGUUUGGAAAAGCUGUUCGCGAUGAAGUCACAGCCAACAUAUUGCUUAUAGAUGAAUACCCACGAGUCAUGUCCAUUUGCAUGAUCAUCUUUAUAUCAGUCAUCCCCAUCACUAAAGUGCCCUUGAACUGCCGGCCUCUGGUGGCCACUGUGGAGGUCCUCUGUGGAGUUGGCCUGCGUCCUGGGGUGAUCGGAAAUCACUCUCAAGGGCUGAAAGGAACAGUUCACCAAUCAUCAAGGGUAAUGAUCCGUGUUCUUGUUGUGGUCGUCAUUGUGUUGAUGGCAAUUGUCUUUCCAUCUUUCGAUAGAAUCAUGGCAUUGAUGGGGUCCGCUUUGUGCAUCACGAUCUGCAUAAUAUUGCCACUGGCAUUCUAUUUAAAGAUUUUUGGGAGCAAAAUCAGUUCGGGUGAACGCAUUCUCGAUUGGAUUAUCCUUGUUUUAUCAUCGAUAAUAGCCAUUGUUGGAACUGCCUGGGCCUUUUUGCCGCAGGACAUGAUUUCUGCGAGGUAGGCUCCUUUUAGUCAGCGUCUAUUUGUUCUUAGCAUAGGCUUAUUUAUCAUUGACAACAAUGGCAAAGUUGUUCCUAGUUUUGCCGGGAUUCAAAAUUUCUUUCUUGAAUGGCCUAGGUUUGUAGUUUUGACUGUGUUCCCAAAGGUGAAAGAUUAAUUUCGAAGUUUCCUUUCGAUUGACCAGGACAAACCCCAUGGUAGACAAAACUUCCUGCAGUCGAUUUUCCGUGAGAUACCGGGAAUUUGUGACGCACGCAACAGGCAACACCAAAAAUAAGCUGGGCGUAAAAGAGAUGGGUGAACAAGGCGGAAGUGUAUUUGUCAGGAAAGUCACACAGCGCUUCAACAUUUCCCCUCGCCCAGUUGCAUUAGGGACGAAGUUCAGCACUAAGGAGAGGCUGAUGAUAUGAAAUCGA